AGACCGUGUUCUGAACACAGCCAUUGUUCACCAAACGUAUCCAAAUAAAUAAUCUGAUCACCACUCCAUCAUUUUUGUUUUCACUGUAUAGUUUUAUUUUCCCCAAAUCACACAAGUCGUUCUCCAAUAAUGUCAAUUAGUCUAUGUUGUUAUUCUGAUUAAAUUUUUACUGUUAAUAUUUUGAUAGUUUUUUUUAAUCUAGUGUCCGUAGUCAAUUUCCUGUUUUUCUAUUACAAAACUAUAGUACAAUCUGUCUAUUCUUUAAAUAAGAAUUAAUAUGUAUGUACUUAGAUAAAAUAUUGUAUUAGGGCUCAUAUUGCUAAGUUUUAAUCAUAUCGUUGGAAAUAGACUCGUAAAAUGUAAGUUUCCCGUUAUUAUUUUAAUUAUUUUGCAUACCUAAACCAUUUUGUAGUUUUUUAAAUAUAUAUUACAAUUUCUAUUGCUAGGAAAACUACUAACAUUAAAAUCGAAAUUUGAUUUAGUUACUUAUAUUGAUAGUUGUUUAACCUGUGUAUUGUUUUUUAUUUGACAUGUUUAGUAUUCUAAACUGAGUUAUUAGUUGCAUAUACCUAUUAUUUUACUAUUAAUACAAUGAAACAUAUUAAAUAAGUAGACUUUGAUAACAACAUUGGUAGAUUUAUUUUUAAUAACAAUACCCUAGUAUUCUAUACUAGAAGUUUAAACUAGCAUAGUAUUUUACAUUUUCAUUCAAAUUUUUCCCUACUGAUUAUUUUAUAAAAAGGCAAUACCUUCUUAGAUUAUAGUUUUGCAUAGAAUAAAAACUCAUUUAUAUGUAUGUAGAAACCUUACUUAUUAUUAUUGUUAAUGUAAGUAAGUAUUAAAUAUAAAUAAAUUUAUACAUACCAUGGUAUGUAUAAAUGAUUCUUUAAACUUCUUCUAAUCUAAUGUACUAAUUAAACAUAUUCAUUAUAAUCUAAAAGUAUGGUUAAAUCUAUAUUACCCUCCACAAAAAUUACCAUAUAAUACGUAUUGUGAACACUAGGGUAGUCCUUAUUUUUUACCUUAAAUAAUUUUGUGCUGCGGGCUCAAAAUUUUGUUAAAUACCUAUACAUUGUAAAACUAAUUUUUUGUAAAUUUUGGGUAUAAGUCAACCCCUUCACGUGCCUAAAAGGACUUAAAGUUUGUAAAAAGUGUUGUUUUUGUUUUUUUUAUGUUUAUAUUUUUAUUUUUUACUUACAAAAAUGUAUCAGACUAAAGUGUCUACUUUAUAAUUGUAAAAUACAUUUCCUACUUAUUAGCACUUUUUAACUUUUCAGUGAAACUUACCGUUCUAUGUCAAAAGUUGAUAGAUUUGUAUUAGGAAAAUUCAAAACUGUACAAUUUUAAAUCUACCAAAUUUUAAAUCAAUUUUUUAUGUACAAUGGUAAGUUUCACAGAAAACUUAAAGACUGUUUUGAUAAAUUGUUUGCACACUUAAAAUUUAAAAAAAUUUAUGUAAAUCAUUUCCUCUUUUUACAACACCUAUAGGUUAAGGGCUACCCUAAUGAAUACUGAGAAUUUUAUACCUACACUCAUAUUAUGUAUAUGCAUACACAUACAUUACCUAUACAAUUUUUAUAUGAUUGUACUAUAUAAAAGAAAUAUAUAUCUAUUUAUUUGUGUUAGGUAUAUCAUAGCUGAAUAAAAUGGCGUCUAGAGAUAAACAAUCACAAUAUGUUGAUGGGCGACGUACCUGUCCACGAUAUGGGGGUGGACCAGCUUCUAGUAAUGGAGACUAUGCUUAUGCAUAUUAUGAACACGGUCCUCAUGACUCCUCUAAACCACACACAUGUUCGAAACAUAGUUAUAUCAACCGCUAUGGACGUGAAGAGAACAUAUAUGAAGAAAUUGGAACAUCUAAACUCGACGAAGAAGUUCGAUAUGUUCAUUCGAAACAUUUACAGGUAAAUAUUAAUGUUAACAUUGUUAACUAAUGGUUUUUUCAUUAAUACAGUAUUACAGUAUUAAAAAUGCCUAAUGCCUUAUUCUGUUUAAGGUCUUAGACGAAUUAAAUUUAUCAAUGGAAGCGAUGAUUAUGCCUGACAAUGGUGCAUGUUUGAACAAUAAUGGUUCAUCUGGUAUUAAUUUAGGAACUUCUAGAGAUGGCUCACCGGUGAAUUUAAGUGUAGAUAGUGGAGUUGCUUGUGAUGCUAGUAGUUGUGGUACUAAUAGCUUAAGUCGCCCUCGAAAAUCUCAUUUUAGCACAAAACGGUUCUGGAAUAAAAUGCCUACCUUAAUUUCACCCAGCCCGAGCAAAACAUCACUUCCAGGUUAGUUGAUCGUUUUUUAUUUUAAUUUAAACUUAAAAGUGUGGAAUAUAACUAUAUUUUUUAAAGUGUUUUUAUGAAGGAUAUUUUAUAUAGAUGUUUCUAAAUAAAAUUGUUUUGAUUAAAUAGUACUUUUAUGUUAUCACUCCGCCAAACAAUACAAAAUAAAUAAACACAAAAAAUUAAAGUAUAAAUAUUCCUUAAAAAUGGGAAUCUUUGUUCUUAUUUGUAUUAUUUAUCUCUUGAUAAGUGAUCUAUUUUAUGUAGGCAAUAAGAAGAUGACAUUUUGCUUCAUGUUGGCCGUUAGUAUGUUGUUAACAUUUGUAAUUGUUAUUACUUACUUACUAUACUUAUGAAACAUUAUGAAAUACAAUAAAAUUAAUUUCAAUAAUUUAUUUUUAGUAGUUUUCAAUGAUGAUAAGAAAUACAUUUUUACAAAAGAAAAAGAUAUUAAAAGUUGCUCAAAUGUGAAAAUGGUCACAUAAUGUCUAUUAAGGAAUCACAAAAGAGUUGCUUGAAGGAAAAGGGUAUAAGAUUUAACAUUUGGAUAACUGGUUCUAAACUGCCAAUAUAUACAAUUCUCUAUUUCAUAUACUACUGGGCCCAAGAAAUGACUUCGGUAACAUUUUGUAAGCGUGAACUGACAAAUGGGUCGAAAUUUUGUUGAUGAUUAGAGCAGUUAUCUAAGUGAGAUAUGUGUAUGGUGGUUAAAAAAUAGUAAUAAUAAAGAAAUUGGUGGUCCAGGUCUUAUUAUUGAAAUAGAUGAAAGUUUAUGUGUGGGUAAAAGAAAUAAUGCUGGACGUAUUUUGCCACAACAAUGGAUUUUCAGUGGAGUAUGUUGGUAAACUAAAACCUGUUUUAAAUUAGUGUACCUGAUUGAUCGAAAAAAACAUUGUUACGCAUUAUACUAAAAUAUAUAAGAUCAGGUUCAACAAUUUUGUUAGAUUGUUUGAAAGUUUACACAAAUUUGCAGCAAGUAGGUUUCCAACAUAAAACUGUUAACAACACUUAUAAUUUUGUUGAUCCAGAAUCCGGAUACAGGGGCACAAACCCAAAAUAUUGAGAGGUUAUGGAUUUAUGCUAAAUAGGGGACCAAAAGAAAUUUCUGGAAUCAUACUUGGCAGAAUUUAUAUGGAGAACACAAUUUAGGAAACAGAUGCGUUUGAAACUAUCUUGAAAGAUAUUUUUGAACUCCGGCUUAUUUCCUAAUUUAAAAUAAUUUUCACCAUAGCAUACAAUAUCAUUUCUAAUAUAAUAUACAAUUUAAUUAAUUUAAUAAUCAUAAUUUUUUUACAUCUUUACUAUAAUAAUUAGGGCUGUGAAUUUGUAGGAAAUUGUAUUUUUUUUUAGUUGAUUGUGAAACAGCUUCUUAGUACAUAAUUUGAAUUAUGUAACAACAAAUUCAUUUAUGAAACUUAUUUUGAAUUUUUUGAUGUUUUUAAUUUUUAAGGUCAUUUUUGGACACUAUAAUGUAUUUAUAUACAUAUAUAUUAUAUGUAUUUUUAAUCAAAUUUUGCCAAUUAACAUUUAUUUUAUAAAAUAAUAUUUUACACAAGCUGUAUACGGGUUAGGUAAAGAUAAGGAUUCAAUGAAAUAAGGCAAUGUUACAAAAAUCAACUUAUCAACAUUCAAAUUGGAUCAAUAUUUUUAUAAUUUUUCUAUUAAAUAAAUACAUUUUUAUGUAUAUAAUAUACUAAUAUUAAUUAUAUAAAUAUUAAAUUAAAAACCAUAUUUUAAAUGUAUUUUUUGAGACUUUAAAUUCAUAUUUUAUUUCAUUUUUUUAAAAUUUUGUGUGCAUUUUUAAGAUUUUUCACUGUAUUAAAUUCACAGCCAUAAUAAUAAUAUACAAUUUAAUUAUUUAUACUUUUUUUUUUCAUAUUAUUUAUUUUGUAUUGUUUGGUGGGGUGAUAGCAAAUAAUAGCGCAGCGAUAAAUUUAUUACAGCAUACUGGUGGGGCGAUAUUAAACAAGUACUAAUUUAAUUAGGAUAAUAAUGGUAUUAUCAAUUUGUUGUAAUGCAUAAAUAAUAUUUUAUACACAUUGAUAUUAAGUACCAUAUAUUUCCUUUUUAUUGUUAUAUUAUAACUAUGAAAAUUUAACAUCAAUUUAUUUUUAAACUUUUGCUAUGUGCUAUUUAGACCUAAAUUAACAUAAGUACAUUAUUUGAUUUUAAGAUGAGUCUGUGCGAUGGCGUCAAAAUUCUUGGGAUGAAGUUACACAGUCAACAACAAUUAAUGAGAGACAUACUCCAUCCCAAAAAAGUUCAAGUUCUGACAGAGAUCCAGAACUUUCAUCUGAAGAAGAAAGUAACAAGUAUGUAUUUAAAUAUAAUUAAUUUAAAAAUUAUCUUGAUAUCAAAUUUUGCUAUACUUUUUUUCAGAAGUUAUGAUAUUAGAAAUAACGUUUCUAAGACAUUGCGAUGGACAAAGAAUCCUCCAUCCCCAGAUCCACCAUCUAGUCCGGGUUUAUUAUCGAGAUGGUUUUCAUUAAGAAGAUGCUCUCAAUAUGAUUUAGAUGUUAGACCAAAUAGUAAAAUGCCUUUAUUGCCAGAGGUACUUAUUCUAAUUAAAUUGCAUUGCUUAAAUUUAAUUUUUCAGUAUACUAUAUACUAUACUACAUUUUAAUAUUCAAAAAAUAAUAAUUGAAAUAGUAUAUUGAAAUCUGCAUAUUUUGCAUGCUGCACAAGAUUAUAAUAUAACAAAAAUGUAAUAUAAUUGAUUUGAAAAUAUAUUAAUUUAAUAUUUUUUAGGUAGAAGAAGACUGUUUUUCAAGACGACUUAUUCCACCGAGUCUUCCUCCAGCACCCCCUGAUAUUUCUGAACAAGAAUUAAGACGUAGAUAUAUUGUUGACGAUAUUGUGAGAAGUGAAAAUUCAUAUCUAGCUACUCUUCAUAGACUUGUAAAUGUAUGUUAUUUAAAUGAAAAUUGUGUUAACAUAGAUACUAGGUAUACCAAUGUUCAAAUUUUUAAUUUUUAUAUUAGGAUUACAAAAAGCCAUUGGAACAAAGUAUGCCAUCAAUUUUAAGUCAGUCGAAAAUCUCUAUACUUUUUCAUCGGGUCCCAGAGAUACUUCAGUGCCAUACACUAUUUAGAAUAGCAUUAGCUGAAGCUGUUGCAAAUUGGGAUCGUGAUCACAGAAUUGGUGAUGUUUUUGUUGCAUCUUUUAGUAAAGCAAUAGUUUUGGACAUUUAUAGCGGAUUUAUUAAUAAUUUCUUAAAUGCUAUGGAAUUGGCAAAAACUGAAACUAAAAGAAAAGCAUCGCUUGCAGAAUUUUUCAAAGUUAGUAUAAGUAAUUUCAUGUAUAUUAUUGAUUAUGCUAUUUAUUAAUUUUUCAGAACCGACAAGAGGCAUCCCAUGAUCGUCUUUCAUUUUACAGUUUGAUGGUUAAGCCUGUACAAAGAUUUCCACAAUUUAUUCUUUUUCUACAGGUUUGUAUUUUUUUUUUUUUUUUUUUAUUAUUCAAUAUUUAGUUUAACAAUGUUUUUGUAUUAUCAUUAUUAUUAUUUUUUUUAGGAUUUAUUACAUAAUACAGGCUUUGGUCAUCCCGAUAGAAUGUCUUUGCAAUUAGCAUUAACUCAAUUAGAAUCACUAGCAGAAAUGCUAAAUGAGAGAAAACGAGAGAGUGAACAGGCUCAGGCGUUUAAGGAAAUGUUGAAAUCUGUGUCAAGUAAAUUAGCUGUUCGUCCAAUUGCAGAUAGUAACAGAUGUCUUUUAAGACAAGAUGAUGUUACUCAAAUUGUUAGUUAAUAAUAUAUAUGUAUAUUUUAUUAUACAGAUACUUUACCCACUUUAUUUCGAUUGUUUCAAUAAUUUUCAGGAAAUAAAUCAUGGAGAAGUAAUUGGAAAGUGUAAACCUCGACGUCUGUUAUUAUUAAAUGAUUUACUUGUUUGUGUUUCUGUCAAUACUAAAGAUGAUUCAAGUAGCUCAUCUCAAAAAAGAUUAACAUUUAAAUGGAGUUUUCCAAUUUCGGAAAUACAAGUGUGUUACAAUUAAUACUAUAUAUUAUAAAAUAAUAUAAUUAACAGGUAUAAUUUAUUGAUCAAGAAAACAGUUAAUAUAUUUUAAUAUGUGUGUAGUAUGUAUAAGGGUGUAAACAUGGGAGAAAGGAUUUUGACAAUGACCCCUUUCCCCGUUGCUUUAAUUUUAGCCAAGGUAAGGUUAAGAUGGUUGUAGAACCAUUAAUCUCCCUAACCCUCUUAUCUAUUGAUAAAUGUUGACUAUGCCACUGUACAUAUACCUAAUUAUAAUUAAAACGAUCAUUUUAAAAAAUUUAAAUUUAACAUUUAUGGUUUUUUUUUUUUUAUAGUUUAUACAAUUAUCAUUUAUCACAAGAAAAUAAAAUUUUAAUUGUAUAUAGGUCAUAGACACAUUAUCGUUACCAAGUGUUUCUCGUACAAUUGCUGGCAGUACAGCAUCACACAACAGUAUAACAACAGACAAUCUGUGUAAUGAAAUGAACCAUCUCAUGCAUGAUUAUCAAGUAAUCAGUCGUAUUGUCGAAUUAGCAUCUACAUUAAAGGGCACAUAUUUGGUUAGUAAUAAUAUUUAUAACUGAGUUUUAUUGAGUUAUAAUACCUUAAAUUAAAUAUUUUUUAAAUUCUUUACAAAUAACACAUUUUCUGUAAAACUUUGUUUAGGAUCUAGCGCCAGAUCAUUUAAAAGGAAUAUUAAAUGCAAUACAAUGUGAAGUGCAAUAUAAAGGAGAUCAAGUAGCAUGGAUGGACUCCUGUUGUCUCCAAUUAUUUGUUAAUCGUCAAGGAUACACAUUCCAAAUGGAAAAUCCUGAUAUACGUAAAGCUUGGAUAACUGGUAGGUUGAAAAUAAAUGGGUAUGUUUAUUAAUUUUUAUAAUCUUUAAAUUAAUUUUUUAGAAUUGAGGCUUGCUCGUUUAGCACUUGAUCCAAAUAAUUCUCCAGCGUGGGAAGUUCCCGACCAGGAGUUGAUGCGUCCUAUGACAAAAAUGCCUUUAUUUGUUGGUGCUCACCCAAUUACAUCGUCUAGCAAACAAGCAGAGGUAACUUUCAAAAUGUCAAUUCAUACCAUAUUUUAUAAUUAAUUUAUACUUGUUAAGUUUGAAUUGUCAUUAACUGAACCGACUUACUAGGUAACAUGUGGAUGUUUUUAUUCAUCUGGUUGUGGUAAAUUUUCUUACUUGUGGGUCUGCACUACAAAUAUUCCAAUGAAUACACAUAUAGCAAUUAUGUCUGUUAACAAUACUUGCAUUCUAAAACAAAUUACAACAUUAGACCUGCCACAGACUAUUGUAACAGCUAUUGAGUAUGUCAGGGCAUCUGAUACUGUUUGGAUGGGUACCAAUCAUAAAAGGUAAACAGAAGAGUUGAAUAAUAUGUCUAUAUUACAAGUUAACACUAUUUACGGAUUCACUGUUAUUUAAUAUAUGUAUUUUUUUUUUAUUAGUAUUUUAAUUUUUAAUACGGCCGACAUGUCGGAAGAGGCAAGCAUUUCAUUACCAGGAGAAGACGAGAGUCUUAGAGUAACAGCAAUCAAACACCAUUGUGAUACUGUAUUUGUAGCUCUAUCUAAUGGAUCUUUGCUUCUCUAUAGAAGAGGCAACCAAUCCAAAGAACCAGAGAUUGUAAUUUUGGGCCCUGAAGCACCUAUAACAUGUAUUUUGCCUAUUAAUUUAUCUUUAUAUGUGGCUUGUGGUAAACAAGUAUUUGUCAUGAGUGCAAUCACUGGAGAACUUCAAGUAAACACCAAAUGAUACAAUUUUCUUUUUUUCUAUAAUUUGUAUUCGUAAAUUAUGACUUAAUUUUUUAUUUAGAAAAAUUUUACUAUUCAUCAUGGAAAGAAUGUAAACCUAUUAGCUCAUUCUGGUGUUGGUCUUUGGCUUUCAUUAAUGAACUCGACAACUGUUUGUUUGUACCACACUGAAACAUUUAAACAUUUACAGGUAAUAUAUUCAAUAAAAGAAAUCUAUAUGCAGGCUCAUGUUGGGAAAUAUGGGUGUUCAUUGUUCUUAGGCAAUGAACCCCUCUGAUUUUUUUUAUAAGAUCAAUUUAAAGAAAAUUUAUAAAAAAAAUUGUUUUUCAUAACAUCAAACUUUAAGCAAUUGAUAUUUUAAGUUUAUUUCAUUAAAAAAAAAAAAUAGAAUUGAAAUGUCUACGAUUAUAACCAUCAAUUUUUUUUUCCAGGACAUAAACAUUGCAUCAAAUGUCAUUAGGUUAAAGGGUACUGCUACCCCAGUUAAUGUUACUGCUUUAAUGGCAUGUAAAGGCCUCCUUUGGGUUGGCACAGAUGCAGGUAUUAGCUUAACUGUUCCUUUACCCCGUCUAGAAGGAGUGCCUAUUAUCAGUGGCAAAGUGAAUGUUUCUUAUCAUGGACAUACUGGUCCAAUAUCCAUUUUGGUUCCCUUACAAGAUCCACCAACUGUUUUAAAACGACCACCAUCAAAAACAUUAGCUAGUGACAUAUACGAUUUGUAUGGUCGUUUGAUGUGUGUUAAAGACUAUGAUAAAAAUGAAGAUGCCUUGAACUCAAGUCGGUGGUCUUUGCGGUCAACUGAUGAGUCAUCAGCAGUGCAACAUGCCAGAGCAGCAGAUGUAUCAAAGAAAGAUUUCACACUAGUAACUGUUUCUUGUGGACGUGGUUAUGUCAAUUAUCAACAGCCGUGUUGUUCAACUAUUGAAAACAAUGCCUACAUAAUACUUUGGGAGAUUAAGUUGUAAAACCAUGCUGGUAAUUUAUUAUUAAUAAUUAGAGUUGUAGGCAACUCAUUAUACUCAACCUGCAGGGUGUUUCUGAAAUAAAUAAUAUAAUUUAGAACUUAUUAUAAUUGCAAAACCGAAUGACAAAUAUUAUAUAAUUAGAAAAUCAAUUUAGUUUUCUUUUAGAAUCUAACAAUUUUUAACAAAUUAAUAUUUAACCUACAAAUUUUAAGUUAGAACUUAAGAUUAAUUUAUCUUCAACUAGCCUUUACAUUUUCUUUCAAGUUUUACAUUGACAUAUAUUUUAUAUUAUAAUAUUAAUACAUAUAUUUCAAGAAAUGCCUUUUUUUUCAAGCCAAAUGCCCUUUUAUCUUGCCAAAUCAAAACAUUUUCUUAAAACUGUAUAAUAGAUUAACUGUAAAUAAUAAUUAGAUAAAUAUUAAAUUAAAUAAUGGUAUGGUUAAUCGAAAGAAGUGGUUUUUUUUUUCUAUUUGUCUUUCGCAUUUACUAUUUCUCAAUUUUUCAUUUUUCUCUUCUAUAUAAUAUUAAGAUAGACUAAUAAUCUUAACUAUCUUUAUGUGGAAAAAAAAAUGAAUCAUAGUAAUAAAUUAUCAUUUUCUAUAUAUAUUAUGAAUGACAAUAGUGAUUUUAUUAUAAUUGAUAAGUAGACAAUUAGUGCAACAAGUUCCUUUCAACUUUUAUUCCAUAUCAAAUUAGAAUCUGACACAUUAAACACUUUUUUAAAUAUGUAAAGUUAUUAUUAAUAUUAUUGUUUGUUUUUUUAAUAGGUAUACCAUUCUCUUUGUCACUGUUUACGAUAUUACUAUAGUUUAUUAGUAGUAAUAAUUACUAAAUAUUAAUGUUUUUCAACAUUAAGAAAUGAGGGGUAUCAAACGAUAUUGGUUUUCUCUAAGAUACAAUGCAUUCAAUUUAACUUUGUGUGCAAAAUAGUAUAAGUUAUGGAAAUUACAUAUAAUGUGUGCAUUUUUAUUUAUUACAUAUUUGUCAAAAUAAUGAAUUAUCAUAUUUUUUUCUUUUCUCUGAUAAUAUAUUAUUAAUUGGUUGUGAUAUUGAAUUUUGGAUCAAUAUUAAUAUGUUUUUUUGAACAAUUUAAAUAUUAGUUCAUGGCAUUUGAGAAAACUUUAUUUAUGACUUCAAUGUAUAAUUUCAGUUUUCCAGCCGCUCAAUCAUAACUAUUGUUUGUUUAAUAAUUAAUCAUUUUGUCAUAUUUAUGAUCAAUCAUUGUCGUACCCAAAUGGUUUUAUUAGAAUUCCAGGUGUUUUAGUUUUUUUUUUUUUGUAGUUUAAUAAAACGACACACACCAUGUAUAUUAUCAGUAUUAUCGACUCGUAGCUCAGUAUUAUAUGAUAAUAAUAGGAGUGAUGAUGCAUUUGGACAAAACAUCUAAAAUUGUAUAUUAUUAGGUCAAAUUUAUAUGUACCAUUUUGAAGAAUGAAAUAAUAAAAAAUUAUUAAUUUUAAUAGUUGUAUCUAGAGUGAGAAUUGUUUUUUUUUUAUACAGUUAUUUUUAAAACAUUUUCAAUUACCUUAAUCAUAAUUAAUGAAACUGGUAUGUUAACUAAAAAUGUAUUAAACUGUUUGAUUUGUUUAAUAUUACAUACUCUCAUACAGAUGAUCAAUAUUCUGUAUGCCACUCAUUUUACACAUCUAGGUAUUACAUUUUUGGAGGGUUUUUGCUUUUAAAAAUUUUAAAUGGUUACAUUUUUUUGGAAUAUUAUAUUACUAUAUUUUAUUUAUCACUACUGACUUUUGAUUUUCAAAUAGCAACCUAUAUAAUGUACAAUAUUUCCACGAAUAACCCAAAUCUAACUUCGAGCAGUGUAUAUAUUUCAAAAUUUUUAGUUUUUUAGAUGAUUAUGUAUAAUUUUGCCAAAUUUGAUUUGUCCAAAUGAUUACGCCCAAUAAUAAUACUUGUUUUUCCAAACUUCGAGUACUCCUCAUUCUCCCAAAAAAAAGACUGUUUAAACAACUAAAUACCCACAUUCCAAUGUUUAUCCCAUUUUUCAAUAUUAUUUUAUAUCAUAUCCAUUACCAUUUUACUCGAUAUUUUCUUUGGUGUCUUCUCAAUUUUCCAUAUUUUUAUAAUAGGUAUUGCCGUAUUUUUAUUCUCAAUAUUACUGUUGCUCAUAUUAUUAUGAUUAUUAUUAUUUUUUUUAUGUAUUUGGUCGAAUCUCUUCAUCUCUUUAAAUAUAAUAUUAUAUAUUAGGUAUACACGUAUUGCCAUCAUAAUGAGGUUCGAGAGAAAGGAGAUUUUCUUUUCUAAACCGUAGUUAUAUUUUUAAUUUGUUUGUAAUUAAGUUUAACUGUUCGCUGUCGACAACGACGAGGUAGUGUAAGUCAAAUACGUCAAAAUAUAGGCUAGGUAAGUUAAGUUAGUCUAUGGCGGUAGUAUUAUAUACAUUUUUUCUUCUCCAAACCAUUUUAUUGUCGUGUAAUGUUUUUACUUUUUCUGUAUACCUACUCUAUAUUUUAGGCAAAGAUCAAACAGAUUUUCAAUUUGUUAAUUUGUCCCUACAAGACCUUAUAUAGAUGUAACGGAAAUAUUUUUACGAUUUUACUGCGUUCGACAUUCGCCCUCUUUAAACCAAAACUGCGUUUUGUAAAUUAUAUUUAUAUUGUUAAAGAAUCUGGAUAUUUUUUCUCAAUUUCGAAAAAUUCGGACGUCUGUCUCAGAACUCAAAAAAGGUUUUAAUCAAUUUUUGGAAUUUCACUUUAUAAUUGUGUAAAAUCUUAUGUAAUUUUUUUCAUUUUUCAUUUUAUUUUCUGGUCUAAAUCGCACAAGUAUAUUCUAAAACAUGUUAUAGUGAAAAUUAAAAUAUCUCAAGUCACUGUCAUUGCUCCCUUUGUGUGAAAAUAAACGCUUACGUCUUUAUACCUAUUAUAAUUAUAUGACUCGGGCCAUUUCGAACGUUUCGAAGGUUAGGCCAUUUAGCAACUAAGUCAUUUAGCAAUUUAUAAAAAUUGAAUUCGCUUGUAUCGAAUACUAUACAAAAUUUACCCGAGCCCUUCUUCCCUGGGACCAAAGAUAUAUAUUAUUAUAAUAUAAUGUGCAAUAUUAUCCCCAAGCCCUUCUUUGUUUGUCGUCCUGUCAAAAACGCACGUGUUUGUACCCUUAUAAUACCCAAUAAUAUUGUAGGUGAUAAUAUAUUAUUAUUAUUAUUAUUAUAAUAAACUCUGUGAUACUCAUUGAUGUGGGUCACUCGGAUUGGUUUUUUUUUCGUCAAUCUGUUACGCUUGUUAUUGAUAUGAAUAAUAUAUUAAAAUAACUAGGUAUUUUAAAUUUUUUUUUUUUUUUUUUUAAAUUUCGUAUACGUGUAUUAUUAUUAAUUUUAAUAUAGAAUACGACUUAAUGUGCGUGAGACAACAAACUGUAUUUAUUUUUUUUUCAUUUUUGAUGUCACGGCCUAUCACAAUAUCCACAUUGUUAGGAGUAUUUUUGUCCGCUAAACAUGUAGUCUUAAGUAAUAUAUUUUUUAAGAUAACGCGCGCACCUACUUGACAAACACACACACACACACACACUUCGAGUUAUAGUCCAAAAUAUUAGAGUACAAAUCGGCAAAGAAUAAAAUAUUUUUAAAUAAUAAUAAGUUACUCGCAUAGUAUACCUCCUAGGCCAAAAACUUAUUUAUUUAUUUUUAUGCUUUAGAAAAACUAAUAUUCUAGAGUUUUCGAUCGUAUUUGUAUUUGUAUUUUUUUUUUUUAUUAAGUUAUUUAUGUGUAUAAGGACGAUUAAUUAGAUUUUUGGACUUUAUUUUAUUAAAUCACCAAAACCUCAUCAGUUGUGGCAUCGUGAUUAUUGAAAGGAAAAAUAAUUGAAAUAUUCAAUAAAAACAAGGACUAACCGAACCGUUUCCUACUUAAGAGGCCGUUUUAGAAGAAACAUAAAUUCUUAUAAAAAAAGUUCCUCUCUUCUGACGUAUCGACGCAAUCAUCGGUCUUUUUCACAAACGGUGCGGUUAAUUCGAGAUUCGUACUUUUUUAAAAAAAAAUUUUUCAUUGUGUGGUUUUUUUAUUAUAUUAAUAAUAUAUUAUUAUACUCUAACACGCGUCACGUUAUUAUAUAUAAUAUUAUAAUAUGUUCGCUGCGUUUUUACUUUGCUGUUUAAUUUUUAUUUCCAGAGUGAGAAAAUAAAACUGUAUAAUAUCAUAAUUGUUCAUUAAAAUAUCGUCAUAAACUAUAUUAUUAUAUAGUUAUUAUUUAUUCAUUAACAGGAACACAUACACACACACACACACACACAACACACGCAAAUUAUAAUAUGAAUAUUACUAUUACCUAUUUACUGUUAUUAUAUAAUUCGGAAGAGCUGUGUCUACUUUGUGUAUCAAAGUCGAGAAACGAAACAUUUUUAUUCGUAUAAAAUAUUUUAUAUUAAACAAAUAUAUAAGUAUAUAAAUUUUUUUUUUUUUUUUUUUUAGUAUAAUAACGAAUAUGGUUGUAAUAUUGUAUUCAUUUAAUAACACAAUACAACUUAAACCGAUACUUAGUUUUAAAUAAUUUUUAUUUGUAAAAAAAAAUU
Cinara cedri is the source of this 13477-nucleotide messenger RNA. The record is from the annotation of a GenBank genome assembly. NCBI's taxonomy places the organism in Eukaryota, Metazoa, Arthropoda, Insecta, Hemiptera, Aphididae.